AUGCCUGUGGUUAUAUUCCUUCUCGAUAAUUCAGCAUCAAUGAAUCAAAUGACUCAUAUGGGUACAACUCUUUUCGAUAUUAGUAAAGGAGCUAUAGAUCAAUUUUUUAAAAUACGACAACGAGAUGCUGCUGCUGCUAGAACAGAUCGAUAUAUGUUAUUAACACUUGAUGAACCACCUUCAAAUGUUAAAGUUGGAUGGAAAGAACCUAUGACUGUAUUUACGAAUCAAUUAAAAAGUCUUGAAGCAACUGGAUUAACACAAAUGGGUGCCGCCAUUAAACAAGCAUUUGAUUUACUUAAUCUUAAUCGACAUGCAGCUGAUCAUGAUACAUAUGGUUGUGGUCGAUUUCCACAUUUACUUGAACCAUCAAUUAUUAUUGUUAUAACAGAUAAACAAAAAUUAACUACACCAGCAGGUGUUUUAAAUGAAAUUAAUAUUCCAAUGAAUACAGGUCCGAUGGGAAGUGAAUUAACGAAAGAACCAUUUCGAUGGGAUCAACGUUUAUUUGCAAUCGUUCUUGCUCUACCUGCUCAUGCUUCAUCAAUAGCACAAGCAGGAAAUAUACCUAAUACAGCAACUACUGGUUUAGCAGAUAUACCAGCUAAUCAAUUUAUUCCAGUUGCGGUUGAUCAACCGAUUACUGCUAUGUGUGAUGUAACUGGUGGUCGUUCUUUCUUAAUUACCUCGCAACGAACACUUUAUCAAUGUUUAGAAUCUCUUGUACAAAAAAUUCAAAUUGGUGUUGUUGUCAAUCUAGAAAAAGUUUUGAGUGAAGGAGAUGUAGAACGAUCUGAGUGGCAUUCCUGUCGAAAAAUGAUCAUGAUUCCUCGUUCUUUGCCAAGAACUGAAAAAACUGAAUAUAAUUGGCCAAUACCUGAAGAUUAUUGGCCAUCACCAACAAUGCCUUCACUUCCACCACGUUCAGCUCAUGCUUCAAUUAAAUUUCAAACAGUACCUUGUCCAACUGUAACAGAUAAACUACCAUUUGAUAAAUAUGAAUUAGAACCAUCACGAUUAACACAAUAUAUACUUGAACGAAGGCAACCAACUGUAGCUUGGCCAGUUUUCGUUCAAGGUUCAUCUCGUUCUGGUCCAAAUGAACUUGGUUCACCAUUUGGUUAUCUUAAAGCUAGUUCAAAUUUAAUAUCUGUGAAUUUGUAUAUAAUGCCAUAUAACUACCCAGAAUUAUCUACAUUACUUAAUGAAUUAAAUAAAGUUCAUGGUUCGAAUGUAACAAAAGCUUGGCAAAAUCGUUUUGAUAGUUAUCUUCGAUCUAUUCCUCCUUAUUAUCUUCCUCCGUUAAGACGAGUUUUAUCGAAAAGACAACUUCAAUUUGUAUUUGAAUCUUUUGAUAAAAUUAGUCCAACACAAGCAGCAAUUCUACUCUCACCACAAAUGCUUGGAUAUUUAAAAAAAAUCCGAUUUCAAGCUAAAAGUGAACUUGAUCGAUGGCCACCAAUGCAAGAAAAACCUCCACCGCUUAUUCAUCUUCUUCCAUCGCGUCCUGAUAUUUUAUUUGAUAAAACAUCUUCGUCAAGUGCUGAUUUACAUGAGCCAGGUGACGAAUCAAUUCAUAAUAAUUUUGUUUUACAAUCAAAAACCAAUUCAAAACAACAACCAUUGCAAUUGUAUUUGUAA
This is a messenger RNA of Adineta steineri, 1641 nucleotides long. Lineage: Eukaryota; Metazoa; Rotifera; Eurotatoria; Adinetida; Adinetidae. The record is from the annotation of a GenBank genome assembly.